AUGACUAUUACUGAGUACACUAAUAAGUUCAAAGAACUGUGCUGGUUUUUCUGCAUUUGUCAAUGCGCUCCAGAGGAUUUUGUUGAAUGGAAGUGCAUAAAAUAUGAGGGAGGACUCCAGAGUGAUAUUCUGAGCUCCGUUGGGACAAUAGAAAUUAAAGUAUUCUUCGAGCUUGUAAACAAAAGUCGGGCGGCUGAGGAGUGUCUGAGGAAGGCAGUAGUGGAGAGAAGAAGUCAGAGGAUGCCUUUUCAGAGGGCUCAAGGAAGGAAUUUCACACCGAGAGGAAGAAACUUUAAGCGUGGAGGCUUCGUCCCACAGUACAAUCAGGGUCAAAGCAACUAUAGGAGGCCGAAUAACACUGCUAAUCAAGGGAGAAGGUAUGGGAAGCAGCUACAGACCGAUCUAAGUUGUCAGAGGUGCGGGAAGUAUCAUCUUGGAGUCCCGUACAAAUUGGGAUCAGGGGGAUACUACUUUUGUGGACAACCCGGGCACCUGGCCUGGAAUUGUCCAGAGAAGAAGAAGUAUAAGACCGGCAGAGUACAGCAACCGGAAAGAGUAUUCACUACUUCUGCAGCAAGUGCUAAGGGAUCCAAAACACUGAACAGAGGUAACUGUGAAGUAGCUGGUAAAUCCUUAACUGCUUUGUUUGAUUCUGGAGCGACGAAUUCAUUUAUAGCAUUUGAUAAGGCUAGUGAAAUAGGAUUGAAGAUUGUGGUCUUAGGUUAUGAUCUGAAGGUGCAUAAUGCCACUUCUGAAGCCAUUGUGACUAUGUUAGGAUGUCCACAAGUGACGUUCUGA
Arachis ipaensis is the source of this 798-nucleotide messenger RNA. NCBI's taxonomy places the organism in Eukaryota, Viridiplantae, Streptophyta, Magnoliopsida, Fabales, Fabaceae. The record is from RefSeq and is a predicted model, not a curated record.